AUGGAGAGCGCCCAAAGCCAGGGAGGGAAAGGGAGGGAGAGGAGAGGGGAGGGAGCAGCAGGUCCAAGCCCAGCUUGUGCACCCAGCCAGCACCAGCAGUGCCUGUGCCAAAAGCCAGCUUUCUUAAAGCCAUGGCCCCGGGGGCCGGCUUUGCAGGCGGAGGGGAGCCCGGGAGCAGGGGCUGGGAAGCACAGAGGGGAGCCCUCAGCCUCCGGGGUCACCAUGGACAUAAUUUACCUGCGCACACCCCUGGCCUUCCUUCUUCUCCCUCUUGUUGUGUUUGGGGCACCCACUGAUGAACCCAACUUCACAGAACCAGCCCCUGGUGCUUGCAAGCGCUGUUGUGACCCACUGGACUCUUCCACAGAUGCCCCACCGGUCCCUCCCAGCCACUACCACUUGCCCUACCCAAUGCCGGAGGUCCGUCCCUAUAUCAACAUCACCAUACUGAAGGGAGAGAAAGGAGACCGGGGAGAGCCUGGUAUGCCAGGGAAAUGGGGCAAAGAAGGACCACGAGGCGAGCGGGGUGCCCAGGGCCAGAAAGGCAGUAAAGGACAGAUGGGCACAGCAGGAGACCCCUGCAAGCAUCAGUAUGCUGCAUUCUCCGUUGGUCGCAAGAAAGCACUGCACAGCAGCGAGGGCUUCCAGGUCUUGAUCUUCGACACCGUCUUCGUCAACCUCUACAGCCACUUCGACAUGUUCAAUGGCAAAUUCUACUGCUAUGUAGGUGGACUUUACUAUUUCAGCCUCAACGUCCACACCUGGAACUUCAAGGAGACCUACAUGCACAUCAUGCACAACGAAGAAGAGGCAGUCAUCUUGUAUGCCCAACCCAGUGACCGCAGCAUCAUGCAGAGCCAGAGCCUCAUGCUGGAGCUUCAGGAAAAUGAUGAGAUCUGGGUGAGGCUCUAUAAGCGGGAGCGGGAGAAUGCCAUUUACAGUGAUGAUGUUGAUGUGUACAUCACCUUCAACGGGUACCUUGUCAAGCCCAGCCUUGACUAACAGCCUCUCCUCCUCCUUGGGGCCUCUUUGGCCUUUUCCUUCUUCCUCUCUCUCUCUCUUUACUGCCCGCAACCACUGCAAAUCACUUGGAAAUGGCCCUCUCAAGUCUCAGGCACUGAGUGUGAAACUUGCCGCGCUGGCUCCCACUUCACACUCUCUUGUAGCCAGGGCUGCAUCUGUCCACUUACAGUGUGACACUACCAUCUCUCGCCCCCUCACCUCAUGACCCCAACUUAGGUUAUUGGCUUCUUCUAAAUCUGCCAGCGAGCUGUAUCUGGCAUUUAGGGCCCUAGAGCAGGAGGAAGGCUAAAAUGCUGCUCCUGGGGAUAUGUCCUUCCUUGGGGCUUCAGACACAAAG
Messenger RNA from Gymnogyps californianus (California condor), 1360 nucleotides. RefSeq names its product C1q and TNF related 6 (gene C1QTNF6). Lineage: Eukaryota; Metazoa; Chordata; Aves; Accipitriformes; Cathartidae. The record is from RefSeq and is a predicted model, not a curated record. Gene Ontology annotation, molecular function: protein binding.